AUGUCUGGCUCUGAGUCCAUGAUGAACGGAAAUCAGUCCCUCUGCACUAAAUUCACAUUUGUGGCUUUUUCUUCUCUAGCACAGUUGCAACCUGUACUCUUCAUAGUAUUCUCAAUAGUCUACAUAUUUAGAGUGGGAGGAAACCUCAUCAUCAUCUGCCUGAUCUGGGUCACCCCUUCCCUGCACACUCCCAUGUAUUUCUUCCUGGUGAACCUCUCCUUUUUGGAGAUGUGCUACAUCACCAGUGUGGUGCCUCAGAUGCUGGUGCACCUGCUGGUGGAGAACAAGACCAUAACCGUGGGUGGCUGUGCAGCCCAGAUGUACGUCUUUGCCAUCUUGGGACUGACAGAAUGCUGCCUGCUGGCAGCCAUGGCUUAUGACCGCUUUAUGGCUAUUUGUUACCCUCUGCAUUACACUCUCCUGAUGAGCCCUCCCGUCUGUUUGAAAUUGGCUGCAGCAUCGUGGAUCACCGGGAUGGUGGUAGAAUCAACUCAGGUCACCUGGAUCUUCACUCUGCCUUUCUGUGGAACGGGAAAGAUUGAGCACUUCUUCUGUGACAUCAUGCCCGUAGUGAAACUGGCUUGUGUGAAUACUUCUCACAAUGAGCGGGUGUUGUUUGUUCUCUCCAUGAUCUUCAUUAUGGGUCCCUGUCUCCUCAUUUUGUGCUCCUAUAUGCGCAUCCUGGUGACCAUCUUGAGAAUCCCUUCGGCAGCUGGCAGACGCAAAGCUUUCUCCACGUGUUCCUCUCACGUGCUGGUCGUUUCUCUGUUCUUUGGCACAGCCUUGUUCACUUAUCUCCAACCCAAAAAUUCACACACCCCAGACACAGACAAGGCCACGGCACUCAUGUACACAGUGGUCACACCUGCUCUGAAUCCCGUCAUCUACACUUUGAGAAACAAGGAAGUGAAGGAAGCCUUUCACAGGGUAACACACAAGAACCCACUUAGACAAAUGGCUUAA
Molecule: messenger RNA, 963 nt
Organism: Chinchilla lanigera (long-tailed chinchilla)
Lineage: Eukaryota; Metazoa; Chordata; Mammalia; Rodentia; Chinchillidae
Product: olfactory receptor 10C1-like
Exons: 1
Coding region: 1-963 (320 amino acids)
Biological process (GO): G protein-coupled receptor signaling pathway
Cellular component (GO): membrane
Molecular function (GO): olfactory receptor activity; G protein-coupled receptor activity
Source: RefSeq, a predicted model, not a curated record